AUGUCCGACACUUCUGAACCAGGAAAUGCCGAUGAGCCCCGUCUCUGGGACCAUCCCGCACCCGAAGAUAAUAAGAGAUUUAAACCAUUUAUCCAACGGUCAGGCGAGCCAACCCCGCACUUUGUACCAAAGAAAUGCUCAUACGGCACUUGGUCAAACCCGCCCAAUCCACUGCCAUAUGCUUCAUUCGGAGACGAUGGUGUAACUGCAAGUGUCAACUCAAAGGGUGAUCUGAUACAAUUCAGCACAUACCUUGGGACAGGAACUUCGGGUAUGUUCUGCGUGGACCAGUCAGGAACACCGGAGCCAUGGCUCGUAAAGGAACGAAUGGACAAACUUCUCCAACUGGGGCGAAGUCAGGCACCCAUCGAUUAUGGCAUGAUGAUCCCUUAUCACGAUUCCGAGAACAUUUCAGAGACAGACGAUUUUAGCAUCUACGAAGAAGAAGGAGAUAAAGAUGAAGAAGGAGUCGAAAUGAGCUUUGUACACGAUCGAUGGCCCCGAUAUGAAUAUGAUUGCGUCGACAAAGACUUAAGAAUCAUGAAACAAUGGAUGGUUCACAACAAGACCGUGUUACAGCAGUGUCGGAUUAUGAAUUCUUCAGAAUCCCCAAAGACGCUUUCUUUACGCUUUAGGACUGGCAUGCACAUACGAGACCUAGAGUUUGCCAACGUCAGUAACACGUUCAACGAAGACAGGGACGGCCAUAUUCAUAAGCCAGGUCCAAAUGGUUACUCGUGGAUCCUGUGUCGAUUUUGUGAGGAGAAGAACCAGGAUGAGCCUGAGGAUCGAAACAGCCGACAAGAGACGCGUGACGCCGUUGCGGUAGUGGUCACUGUUUUUAUUGAUGGCAAAGCAGUUCAAUGGACCGACCUCUACAGCUCAUCUGGUCCGAGUAUCAAGUUUGUUGACUUGAAAGACAUACCCAUAGAGGUAAAUGAUGAUGUCGAGGUCGUGACAGCUUAUAAGAUGUUGUCCUUACCGGCAUUGGGAAACCGCUCUUGGGAGCCAUUCUUGAUAAGCCCAGGCGAGGCCAAUGUUGGCCAUCUUCUGGAACGGGAGUCCUCUUUCUUCCGAGCUGAACUCUUCUCCCUGUUUCCCCCAGAGCUGGAUAUGAAACUCGUGACAGACGAGCCUAUGGACAGUAUUCCACAGGGACCGGGGAAAACCUCUAAGCUCCUUCAUUAUCUUAUGCGACGGAAUCUGUGGCACAUACUAUCCGUCUGCUCGAUCCCAAUACCAUCAAACGACGAUACUCUAGGAUUCGCAUUGACAUGUGGCGAUAUUUCAGGACACCGUGUGCACACUUCAGCAACCUUCUUUGCUUUCAGCUUUUUACUCGAGUUUAUGAAGCUCAUAACAAAAAAGUUCGGACCGCUAACCGAAGCAGACAACACGUAUGUCGACUAUAUAAGGGAGAAAAUCAUGACUGUGUGUCGAGGACACUUGGAAUGGUUAUUACGUGCCAAGAAAACUUCCAAAGGUUCCUUUGCGGCAAACUACUGGGUUACAGGGAGUCUUGUCAAUAUUGACCAGUACCCACCUUUCACACUGAAUGAUGCCUUGACAGACACUGCUUUCCAGAUCAUCAAGUUCUUUCAAUUUGAUGAUAUCGAAAAAAGCGACUCUGAUUCACCACGGCGUCAAGACAUACUCAAGAUUGCGCAAGAGUGGAUGGCAGGCCUAGCAAAGUUGGACAGACGCAAGAAAUGUGUCUGGCCAAGAUCUAAUGUUGAAGGAUGCGAUAAGUAUCGUCUCAGUGACCAUAUCUGGAUAUGGAGGGCAUCCAAGGCAAGGGAAGCUUUGACGAGAAGGUCUAAAGGAAAUCCAAGACCCCAAGACGAAAGUUUGGAAGGUCUCGGGAAUCGCCUCAAAGACGCCAAUGAGAUCCUCAAGCGGUUUAUUGCCCUGAAUGACGUCUCAUCCAAACGAAUGAUAUCCACAACUCGAUCUCCCCGGGAGAGUCGAUUUUUACUUCAUGGUGGUGAUACAGCUCUCCUUCACGCUCUGGAUUCUGAACUCUUUGCUCCGGAAUCACCAUUCUACAGCCCAUGGCAUAACACGCUUCAGGCCCAGUCGUAUCAUGUUGACAGCUCUAAGGCCGGCUGGGACAAUUCUGCGACCUAUGCGCUUGCAAUGAUGCUGGGUAUGAAAGGGAGGUCUAUCGGCAAGGCCUCGCCAUUGGAUAUGGUAAUACAGUCUCUUGGGAUCCUAUUCGGCACAACCGACUCACAUGGUCUGUUCUUUGGCCAAAUCGACGAGAUCUCGAAAAAGCCAUCACUGUUCAAAGGGGAAUCUGAUAAGGAUUGGUAUUUCCAAGUGGGCUUUGAGAUUCCGUUCAUCCUUCUAACUCAAUGGUCGAACAUUCACUUAGCACUGAGUUUGCACGAGCAAUCGCAAAAGGAGUCGCGCGAAGAUCCAGCCAAGUUACACGAGAAGACUGAGUUGGCGGCGAUGCCUCAUACCCUCGGAUCUGGUUAUCUUUCCAGUGACACAACCUAUGAUCGAUUACAGAAAGAUCUAUCACGUAACAAGUUUCAGUCUGAACAGACCAACAGCUGGACAAUGAAAAAAUACAUGCCGUUCACCUACCACAUUGACCAAAGCAGCAUUGUCGACUUGGCUGAUGAAUGGUUAUACAACUACCCCACGUUUCUCACCCGUGAUGAGCCUAUAGAUUUUAAGAAGGAAGCGGAUAGUCUACGAGAAGAAUGUGAUAUGGGAACAAACAUUGGCUUGGUCGUGGCCAAAGCUUGCCGGGACAGGCUGCCUAACCAGGCCUCUCUAACAUUCCUCCUAAAUGUACCGAAAAAGAAAAAAGAAUCACAGAAACGCAAUAAAGGAACGGUGAACUACAAUAUCUAUCCACAAAAGGCGGAUGGGGAUGCCGAGCUUCAGGAUCUUCUAGGAGAAGCAAGGAGCCCUGAUGAGGCGAAAAAACGGUUUAUCUGGCUGAAAAGAGCAUUCCCUAGCACUGCCCUUGUUUGCACACUUUCUAGUUCUGCCGAGGAGGUUCAAGCUUUGUCUCAAUUCUUUGACAGGCAUUCUCAUUACGAUAAUUACUUUAUUGACGACGUCAGCAUGGUUCUUAAUACUUGGGAGACUGAGCUGCAUUUGAGCUUUUACCAGCUUUGGCCUCCCAAUCAACCACUCAAUCUUCCAGAAGGCAUACCCGAGCCAAUCAGUAUUGCUGUGCCAAGGGAGCCUGAGAGUCAGAUCAUCCGGAACUCGGUGUCAUUUCGGUUUCAAGGGGACUUCUUCGACAGAUAUUGGACAUGCCAUCUCGUCGAGUUUAUCCCGUUUUCUACAGCAGAAAGGUUUCACCAUUCGUUUCACCCAGGCACAUCUGAAAAAACUUUUGGAGAACAAGGUUGCCUGCAACAAAGAAAAGUCCUAGAGUUGCAUCUGCUGGAUAGGUUUCUGAAGAUUCUUGUCAAGAGCACCAAAGGGAUUUUCGAGAACGUGCAAAACAGGCAUUCCGAAGAUUUCAAUUACCAGAGGGCCACUAGCGAAACUUAUUUCACCUCUAUAGCACAUUGGCAGGAUGAUAUGGAUAUUCUCCAGCGUGUCGAAAAAGAGGUCCUAGAAGCGCUGUUGGUUAUUGAGAAGUGGGAAACAAGAGAGAAGGAUCGCGGCCAGGAGCGGCCACGCUGGACUCGCAACGAUGAGAGCAAGUAUCGCCCUUUUAUCAGAAAGCUGGAAGCAUCGACUCACCGAGGAACGAGGGACUUGAGACUAUACCACAACAGUAUAAAAUCACUCCGAGAAAGGCUGGCGACGAAUCAAGAGCGCAUUAGGAACGACCUCAGCCUGCGUGGAGCUGAGAACAUUCGCUUCUUUACCUACGUCACUGUCGUUUUCUUGCCUCUUGGCUUUGCAGCCAGCAUUUUCAGCAUGAAUGGAGCGCCCUCAGGAGAGACUCUAGGGAGUGUGGUGGCCUUUGCUGCAAUUGCCUUGGUCUUGACGAUCGUUGCACUCAUCAAUGCAAAGAGUCUCACCACUGUCAUGAUUAGUAUUAGGGACGCUAUCGACAGCAAAUCACAGGAAAAAAUGACCAUCAGUUCAUUGGCUCACCAUGAUAUCAGCGAUGACGGGGGUAGCCAUGUGGAAACCAUCACUGGUGAUCAAGAGAGUGGUAAUGCAACCAUCGAGGCUCCAAGUACGCAUACUUCCAGCUCUAGAGGUGAGCAUUUGCCCAAGAAAGGAGCGCAACACCACAAGGAGAGUAAACACUAUCAAGGCGAUCACUCCUGGCAUAUCUGGUUCUGGCUUAGGUACAUGUGCCUAGUGUUCCCUGCCCGAAGAGUUCUGAUUGCUUGCAACAAGUUGAAGAACCCGAAGCCGGCCAAGCUCACGACAUAUACGCAUAUCUUCUAUGGCGUUGUCAUGUUGCCAACUUUUCUUAUCUUUCAACUAGCCUAUAUUAUAGUUUGCAACUUUGCAGACCUGGGCCAAGUUUGUUUGAGUAAGUUUCACUUCCUAUACACCACCCGCACGACUAAGCAAUAG
Molecule: messenger RNA, 4509 nt
Organism: Fusarium musae
Lineage: Eukaryota; Fungi; Ascomycota; Sordariomycetes; Hypocreales; Nectriaceae
Exons: 3
Coding region: 1-4509 (1502 amino acids)
Biological process (GO): transmembrane transport; metal ion transport
Cellular component (GO): membrane
Molecular function (GO): metal ion transmembrane transporter activity
Source: RefSeq, a predicted model, not a curated record